GUCAGGUGCCUUGAUGUCCUACAUGUUAGCCGACUGAAUCCCUGCCAGGCUUGGUCAUGCAACAGCACUCCUGUUUCCUGAUAAAGUAUAUUGUAGUGGAUCUGAAAGUGAUAUAAGAAAGAAUUGCUUCUGGGAAGAGAAGCAUCCCUGCAAGGCCAACCCUGAAGAUGUGGACUGCCAUUGUAUUCUUCCUGCUGAUUUCCUUCUGUAUAUGUGAACACAGGUUUUCUGUCCUGAAAGGGAGAGGAGUCCAUGUAGUACGAAUAAACAAGCUUACAACUGAAAACCAGUGCAGGCAGGCUUGUCAAAGCCCAGGUGGUUCAGGUAACCAUCACUGUAAUUGGGCUGUGCCCUACCAGAAUCACUGCAUCCUCUUGCAGUGUCACCAGCUGAGCGUGUGCCAGAAUGCUGGCGAACAAGACAUCAGAGAUCUGCUUGGAGAAAUUGUCGGUGGGAAAAGGCAAACAGUCCUGUUUCACCACCAAAGCUAUCCACAGAAAAAGGAGAGGAUGGUGAAUGCACAGGUUGACCAACACAAUGUCGAAAACCUGCUUUCCUCAACUCCUCGGACUCACAAGAUCCAACUGAGGCAUUUGCUUGAGAUUCAGAGUGAAGGUGUAACGACAAAUGCAAGAAAAACAAUUGCAAGCAAUGCUACCACCACCACAGCGACCACCACAACAACAAACGUUACAAACACAACUGUCCUCACUACAGCUUAUGAAACAACUGCCAAAGCCUCAAACGCCCCUGCAAGUUCUGGUUUCCUUGCUGAAGCCAUGUCAUCCACUGCCUCUUCUCCCACUUCUGGUCACAUCCCUGCUUCCACUUCUAGCCAUUUCAUCAAGCUUGUGACCACCACCAAAAAAUCAGGAAGUAGUAGCUCUGUCUCAGUAUUGUCCCCCACUUCUACUUCUGCUCCCCUCACUGUCAUUUUUCAAGCAGGUACUCAAAUGCCUCAAACAGAGCAAUUUAACCCAACCACCACUGCCAGCGCUUCCCGCUCUAGCAGCCCCACCACUGUUGGAGCUGGCCCAAAGACAGCGAGUGCAACAUUGACUAUCCUAAUCCCACAGGAUGCAGGAAUGUCUUCCACUACUUCUACUCGUGCCAUGGCACUCACCCCCUCAGAGAUUUCACACUCUGCGAACCCACUGCCUGUCAUUACGUCGCUAUAUCUAGAGCCAGAAGCAAGUAGAGCCGCAACAUCCUUGAGUAAAUCAACUUCUCUGGGCUCUACGAGAGGUGCCACGGUUUUAACUACUGCCUCUACAGCAGAAACAACAGCUAGGCAUGAGAUAAAGUCAACAUCUCACAUUUUUUCAACAACCACGGCUCCAGCAGAUGCACCCAAAACAACAGCUUCAGGCCUUGCAGAAACGCUGGACAUGGACAAUGAAUAUCUUCUCAUUGCUGCCGAGCCCCUGACUCAGUACUUAGUAGAUAAAAGUUCGCUUCUUGCAGUGCUUUUAGUUGGUACAUUUUUUUUCAUAACUGUUAUAGUUCUUUUCCUUAUGCAGGCCUAUGAGAGCUACAAGAAGAAGGAUUACACACAAGUGGAUUACCUGAUCAAUGGCAUGUACGUGGACUCAGAGAUGUGAAAGGGUGGAGAUAAAACAGCAGGCAGAGAGAUGGAAAGGAGAUUGAAAGCCUGCCUGACUUGUUUUUCUUUCCUGUUUGCCUAUAACACAAACUUAAAGUGCUUCCAAAUUUACUUCUAGUGCAAUCGAGGAGAAAUGCCAU
Molecule: messenger RNA, 1743 nt
Organism: Haliaeetus leucocephalus (bald eagle)
Lineage: Eukaryota; Metazoa; Chordata; Aves; Accipitriformes; Accipitridae
Product: chromosome unknown open reading frame, human C11orf24
Exons: 4
Coding region: 168-1601 (477 amino acids)
Source: RefSeq, a predicted model, not a curated record